CUUUCUCCUCCACAAGUCUGAGAGAUAAACUAUUCUAUGUUCCUCUAAUUUAUUUAUAAUCUCGUUCUUUAUGCCUAGGUCAUAGACCCAUUUUGAUCUUAUCUUGGUAUAUGGUGUUAAGUGUGGGUCCAUGUGCAUGGGUAAUUUUUCAGCAUUGACAAUUGCAAAACUUUUUGUUCCAGUUUUUCCCCUCCUUCCCCCCACCCCCUCCCCCAGAUGGCAGGAUGACCAAUACAUGUUAAAUAUGUUAAAGUAUAAGUUAAAUACAAUAUAUGUAUAUAUAGCCAUACAGUUAUUUUGCUAUACAAAAAGAAUCGGACUUUGAACUAGUGUACAAUUAACUUGUGAAGGAAAUAAAAAAUGCAGGCGGGCAAAAAUAGAGGGAUUGGGAAUUCUAUGUAGUGGUUCAUAGUCAUCUCUCAGAAUUCUUUUGCUGAGUGUAGCUGGUUCAGUUCAUUACUGCUCUAUUGGAACUGAUUUGGUUCAUCUCAUUGUUGAAGAUGGCCAGGUCCAUCAGAAUUGAUCAUCAUAUAGUAUCGUUGUUGAGGUAUAUAAUGCUCUCCUGGUUCUGCUCAUUUCACUUAGCAUCAGUUCAUGUAAGUCUCGCCAGUCCUCUCUGUAUUCAUCCUGCUGGUCAUUCCUUACAGAACAAUAAUAUUCCAUAACAUUCAUAUACCACAAUUUACCCAGCCAUUCUCCAAUUGAUGGGCAUCCAUUCAUUUUCCAGUUUCUAGCCACUACAAACAGGCUGCCACAAACAUUUUGGCACAUACAGGUCCCUUUCCCUUCUUUAGUAUCUCUUUGGGGUAUAAGCCCAGUAGAAACACUGCUGGAUCAAAGGGUAUGCCCAGUUGGAUAACUUUGGGGGCAUAGUUCCAGACUGCUCUCCAGAAUGUCUAGGCCUGGUUCUUUAUGGAUGAUGGAGGGGGAGGAGGGGGAGGAAGUUUGUGGCCGUGGCAUUGUUUUCCUGGCUCCUAAGACUUCACCUACAUCCCUGCAAGCUUCCCUGCUCAUCACCUUCCUCUUGGUACACAGUUCCAUCACGUAACUAGCACUUGUUCUCUCUGGAGCCCGCCAGGCGCUUCAGCGCUAUUACCUCACGGGUCUAACAGCCCCGAGCCUUCCUUUAAGGACACACAGCAGCCCCCGCCUCCCCCGAAGCCGCCGCCGCGGGGCUGACAGCCAGGCCCGGUGACCUCAGCCCUCCGAGGCCCCAGCAGUGCUCCAAGGGCUUGCGGCCGACAGCUGCUGCUUACACAAAUGAAAGCGCACACCUCCAGCCCGCCAGCUGUAAAGAAAGGGUCAGAUGAACUCGAGGGGUCAAAUACAAAGGAAAGGAAGACGAACAGGAACACUCGCCCAGGAGGGGCGGAGCCUUGCUGCGGAGGGCGAGGCCUAUGCUAAGGGAGAGCCCGGUCGGAGCGGUCGGCUCCGGGUAAAGCCGGCGCAAAGGAGGAGACCUGUAGCCCAUAUGGGGUGGGAUUUGCGGGGCAGGGGCGGGGCCUGCUCCGGGGCCGCGGCUUCCGGGGUAGCUCGGCCCGACGCUUUUUUUGCAGGGCGGGGGCGGGGCGGGGUGGUGGAGGCGGUGGGCGUGCCCGGCGCUCCCGGAAGUGGCGGUAGACUGUGGCGGUUGACGACGACUGCUAUGGCGGCGGUGGCGGGCGGCGCGGCGGCCGGAACGGCGCGUUCCCUGUCGCGGUUCCGGGGCUGUCUGGCCGGGGCGCUCCUCGGGGACUGUGUGGGGGCCGUCUACGAGGCGCACGACAACGUUACCAUGGCGUCAGUACUGAGUCACGUGAGCAGCCUGGAGCCGGAGCCUGGAGCAAAGGGGAGCGCGCGCACAGCUCCACCCGACCUCAGCCCUCUCCCUGCAGAGGCCCUGUACUACACAGAUGACACUGCUAUGACCAGAGCCCUGGUGCAGUCCCUGCUGGCCAAGGAGGCCUUCGAUGAGGUGGACAUGGCCAAGAGGUUUGCUCAGGAGUACAAGAAAGAUCCUGAUCGAGGCUAUGGUGCUGCAGUGAUCACUGUGUUCAAAAAGCUGCUGAACCCCAAAUGCAUGGACGUCUUUGAGCCAGCUCGGGCUCAGUUCAACGGGAAGGGUUCCUAUGGCAAUGGGGGUGCCAUGCGGGUAGCUGGCAUCUCCUUGGCCUACAGUAACACCCAAGACGUUCAGAAGUUUGCCCGACUUUCAGCCCAGCUGACCCACGCCUCCUCGCUGGGCUUCAACGGUGCCGUCCUGCAGGCUCUGGCCGUGCAUCUGGCCCUACAAGGGGAGUCGUCCCGGGAGUGGUUUCUCCAGCAGCUCUUGGACCACAUGGAGGAGGUGGAGAGUGAUGACCGGUCUCUGUCAGAAGCACGGGAGCCUCCGUGCCCGUUAGCUGUGACCUCCCUAGCCUCUCUUUGAUUCCCAGGCUGGGCAUGGGGGAGCGGCCAUACUCGAGCAAACUGAAGAAGAUCGGGGAGUUCUUGGAGCAGGGCUUAAUGGCCAAGGAGGAAGUUUU
This is a messenger RNA of Antechinus flavipes (yellow-footed antechinus), 2504 nucleotides long. RefSeq names its product ADP-ribosylserine hydrolase (gene ADPRS). NCBI's taxonomy places the organism in Eukaryota, Metazoa, Chordata, Mammalia, Dasyuromorphia, Dasyuridae. The transcript is spliced from 5 exons. Bases 1307 to 2407 code for a protein of 366 amino acids. The record is from RefSeq and is a predicted model, not a curated record. Gene Ontology annotation, cellular component: nucleus; mitochondrion.